Entamoeba invadens IP1 is the source of this 1349-nucleotide messenger RNA. RefSeq lists its product as hypothetical. The annotation marks the transcript as partial. The record is from RefSeq and is a predicted model, not a curated record. The transcript has a single exon. Lineage: Eukaryota; Evosea; Mastigamoebida; Endamoebidae.
AUUUUCUGUUCCACGGACAUCGAACAGAAAGUCUACGACAUCAAAAUUAUCAGAGAAUUCAUAUUCAAAAAGAACGCAGUCGACAAACAGAGGGUCGAACACUUACAACACUUGAGGAGUAUCUAUGACAUUCUAUCACGAAAGAAAAGUCCAGAGACAUUCAAAUUGCUCACAGAAAAAGUCAAUGAGUUUGAUUUGGAACAAGACAUUGGAUGGCGUUGUGCCAAUACACAGGAAGAGAAUUUUACACAACAACUUCUUGAUGGUCUUAAAAAGUCGAUUAAAGCGAAAAUAGAGACUUAUGUGCCAUCGGUAAAGACUUUUACAGAAGAGUGCGUCAAUUUCCACCACUCAUGUGACGUUCUGUUACAGUCGCUGAACCUCUUCUUCUUGUUUCCCGAGACAAUCAAAAAUGUCAAACAAUCUCUUGAAAUCUACUGGAGAAAUUUGAAUUAUUUGCUGAUGGAAAUACAGCUGUUUGAUUAUAUGAGCCCUUCUAUAUCAAAGAUCCUUUGUAAGAAGUGUGAGUCACUGAGUACGUUCAUCAAAGAGUUGUUUGCGUCCUUAGACGGUGAAGACGUUGAGGUUCAAGUAAGGAAAAAGCUUCAAACUGUUUAUUGUGCGCUGACUGAAAUUGCUGGAAUUUCGUUUGUGCAGAAGGAUCAGACGGACCAAGUCAUUAAAAUACUCUCAAAAGCGAUUUCACGGAAAAACAGAGAAAUUAAAUACGAUGCGGACACCUUUGCGUUUCUGUUACAGACCGCGGAGAAGAUUUCAUUGUGUGGGAAGGAACCAUUUAAUAUUAUAUCAGAAAGCAUCUCGAAAAACCCAUUAAACAACGACACUAUUUCCACACAACGAGCAUUUGCACAGAUUUAUAUUGUACGAAAUAUAUGGCAAGCACAAAACGCCAAUUUGACAAAGAAAGGGUGUGAAAUAUUAAAGAAAGUGAUCAAUAUCCACACAGUUAAGAACUUGGAGGAACUUGCGAUGACACACGACCAACUCCUUGUGGAGGAGAAAGAAGUUUUAAUGCACUUUGGGUCGAAUUCAUUUGAGUUUGUUGGGUACAACGAAGUGUAUGCACAUUUGGAAGAGGAGACGCAGAGUUUCAAAGCAUUUUUGAGUGACCUGAAGACACGAAAGAAGGACGAUUGGAAGAAUGACGCGUUACAGAAGUUCCACAGCAUCCACAUUUGUGUGUUUAAAGAAUACUACAUCCAGCUUAUUAAAAUGCUCAUCAUGUCAAUGGCACUCAUCAGAGCAUUUGUUGAUAAGAAACAAACAGAAGGACAAUUGUGUGUGAUACUCAAACAACUUGAAUUGGCAUAUCCCGUUGUGGGUUUAUU